GCAAUAGUGAACCCAAUGGACAUCCAGACAUCCAGCGCUGUCUUCUGGACGUGUCUGAAGGCUGUUUCUAUCUGGCUGCUGUCCGUCCUGCUGGCUGUCCCUGAGGCCAUUUUCUCACAAGUUGUCUCCAUGCAGGGUAACAGGGACAACAGUAACGUCACCUUUGUGAAUUGCGUGCCGUACCCGCUGUCCAAUCAGAUGCAUCCUAAGAUUCACUCAGUGAUGAUCUUCCUGGUUUACUUCCUGAUCCCUCUGGCCAUCAUCUCGGUGUAUUACUACCACAUCGCCCGCACGCUCAUCAAGAGCGCCCACGACAUGCCAGGCGAAGUCAGCGAACACACCAAGAGACAGAUGGAGACGAGGAAGCGCCUGGCCAAGAUCGUCUUGGUGUUCGUGGGCCUGUUCGCCCUGUGCUGGUUCCCCAACCACGUCCUCUACAUGUACCGCUCCUUCCACUACCACCAGAUGGACCUGUCACUGGCUCACCUCGUCAUCACCCUGCUGGCCAGAGUCCUCAGCUUCUCCUCAUCCUGCGUCAACCCCUUCGCCCUCUACCUGCUCAGCGAGAGCUUCCGCAGGCACUUCAACAGUCAGCUGCGAUGUGGUCGAGGUCCCCGUCCCGAGCGCCAGGCCAGCUACAUGCAUAGCACCUCCCACAUCCGCCUCACCUCCAUCAAGAAGACCACGCCCACCGCCGCCAUCAUCGCUCCAGCAGCCAACGGCAACUCCAACAGACAAGAAGUGGCUCUGUGA
This is a messenger RNA of Morone saxatilis (striped sea-bass), 753 nucleotides long. It is a transcript of the gene nmbr, whose product is annotated as neuromedin B receptor. NCBI's taxonomy places the organism in Eukaryota, Metazoa, Chordata, Actinopteri, Moronidae. The record is from RefSeq and is a predicted model, not a curated record. Gene Ontology annotation, molecular function: bombesin receptor activity. Bases 16 to 753 code for a protein of 245 amino acids. The transcript has 4 exons. Gene Ontology annotation, biological process: bombesin receptor signaling pathway. Gene Ontology annotation, cellular component: membrane.